Molecule: messenger RNA, 897 nt
Organism: Volvox carteri f. nagariensis
Lineage: Eukaryota; Viridiplantae; Chlorophyta; Chlorophyceae; Chlamydomonadales; Volvocaceae
Exons: 1
Coding region: 1-897 (298 amino acids)
Source: RefSeq, a predicted model, not a curated record
AUGUCGGAUCAGUCGCCUGCUUCGAAACGGCUCCGGUUGGGCUCGCUUGCGGACGGCUUCCGCAGUGGUGGAAGAAUACGUCCGUUCGCUGAUUUGAGUACGGGCCGUGCAGCUGAGCAGCAGCAGCAUGCCGCAGCACAGCAGACAGCCAUGCAAAUAAAUUCAGCGGGGCCCGCAGAGGCAGCUGCUGCAGAUACACAGCUGGAGGGGCAGCACCAGGGUGCUGAUGCUUCUGCUGCAGAAGUACGGGAGAGAUGGCGGCGGCAGAAAGCUGCACAGCGUGCGGCAGCCCUUCCUGAACUACGGUUGUGGCUUGCCGCCGGCCCCUAUCGCCAGCUCAAGUACCUUCCAGCGGCCGUCAUUGUGCGGCCUAUAAGCGGCCACAUCCCCGGCACCGUGCUGCAGGGCCUUGCAGACUACGCCAGCAGGGGUGGUGCCUUCAUCCUGUCACCCCGGGCGUCUUGCAUUGCCGAGGUCGACAUGCCUGCCGCCGGGUACGGCACCAUCACAAAGCAGAUCCGGCGCCUCAACGUACCGCUCGGCGACCGCCAGGCGGUCACCGAUUACUUCGUGCAAGGCCGCAGCUUCAAAGACGAGUGCUGGCUGGUGGAUCUCGCUGUCCCACCCAACGGCAUCAAGCGCGCCACCCUGUAUGUGCUGCUGACCCGCUUCAAGACGCUGGACCACGUCCGUCUGCUCCGGCCGCUCUACACUACACCGCACGAGCGCAAGAGGAUAAUCAAGCAGUUCCUCAGCGCGACUAACCUCGAGCCGGACCUGGCCGCCAACCUGCGCCUGCUGAAGCAGGCAGCGCGCGACACGGAGCACCGAUAUACGGCCGAGUUCCAGCAUGCGCGACAGCUGGAAGCGCGCUGGACCCCCUCGGCCCAGAGCUAG